Messenger RNA from Coffea arabica (coffee), 1053 nucleotides. The record is from RefSeq and is a predicted model, not a curated record. NCBI's taxonomy places the organism in Eukaryota, Viridiplantae, Streptophyta, Magnoliopsida, Gentianales, Rubiaceae.
AUGGAGGACUACGAAGCAGAUGAACAAGAAGCCAACGGAGGUAAAAAACAGCGACAACCACCACAGCCGCCGGAUACUGAUUGGUUCGAUGUGGAAGAUAACAGUCUCUAUGGCCUUUAUCAGCAACAGAACAAUCCCACGCCCAGCAAGGUUGCUUUCUUGGAAGGUGGUCAACAAGCUACGAGUACUCCGCCGCAGUUUAAUUGGGUACAGAAUGAUUUCCAGCACCUGGUCAGCACGCCUGCAGUGCAUUCAUUCCAACCAAUUUAUGAUCAGGCCACGGCCAAGAACAACGAGCAGCCGCAGCAACAACGACUUCCUGAAACGGGCGGCAAAUGGCAGCAGCUCAAGGGAAAAACACAUUCGUUUACCUUAGCAUCCCUGGAGCUUCUGAGCAAUUAUGGGAAGGGCUUCAAGAAUGCGGCCAGAGAAGAUCAAAACUGGAGCAACGACUCCCCAACAAAUAUUGAUCAGGAUAGCAGCCAGGGCCGGAGAUUAUCCCUGGGAGAGAUCAUCAGGGCGGCUGGAGCGAGGUACAUCCAAUUCUCCACCAAAAAUGUUGACGGCUUUUCGGGGCUUAUCCACCCAUACGCUUCUGCCAUCACGGACAUUUCAGUAGCAGAAACUGCAGACGUGGAACUCGUGCAGGAAUGCUGCCCAGAAAUUGUAUUCCACUUUGCCGAAGCUUUGCAGCAUAGGAUUGAUAUGCAGACAGGAAAGAUCACUCCUGAGAGAAUCAUUGAACGGUUUGCCUAUGCAAGGAACCUUGAAUUGGAUUUCAAUCUUUCCUUCCUGGCAUGCCACCAGGCGAUCCCCUUCACCCAGGUCACACAAUUUGCUGCGAUGCAAGCAGUCAUUGACAACGUCAAAUCGGCAACCAAGAUCCACCUGGUUGAUCUGCACAUCAGGAGCGGAGUCCAAUGGACCGUGUUGAUGCAAGCUCUGGUUGAGCGGGAUGACCGUCCAGCACUCAGGAUAACGGCGGUGGGAACCAUGAACAAGCAGCGUAUGGAGGAAACGGGCAAGAGACUGAUCAGCUUUGCUCAGUCCUGA